UGUGUCACACUCAAAAUAGUCCCACGUGUUGCAGCCUGGCCAACGGCAAACAUCACUUUAAUGACAACGUAACCUCGGUAUUAAAACAAGUAUUUUCAGGACUGGUGUACAUGGAACCGGUGAGUCAGGAUAAAUGUCGGACACCGGAGAGCAGUGGCAGGUGGCUCGGCGACGAAAAGGUGCAGCGAGGAAAUCAAAGUCACUCCAAGUGUCUUCAGCUUCAACAUGCUGCCAGGAACAGCUGGAUAUCGGGAAAACUGUCAAACGGAUCAGAGACACAGUAUCUGAGUUGAGAUGUGAGGAGUUUUGGCAGGAGUGGAAAGAGCAGCUGUUGGUGGCAGCAUCCGUCUCAACACCUCCAGACAACAAGGACACCGAGGAGCAGCUGGAGACGGACAAAGGAGGCAGAUCAUGUCAGCAUCUGGAGUGUGUGUGUUACGGCCUCGGCUCCUUCUCCUCAUGUGUCGCAGCUCGAUACCAGCUGGCUAUGUUGCUGCUGCUGCUGGAUGCUGGACAGAUUCCAUUGAAGGACUGCUCUGUUUAUGAUCCUGCAUUCUCCUCAGCAGAGAGGGAUGUUCUGAGAGAGCUGGGUCUGACUGUGCUCACAGAAAAUGAGGAGGGGAAGCGUCUCGCGACAAAGCCCACGCUCUUUUACCUGAUGCAUUGUGGGAAAGCCCUGUACAACAACCUGUUGUGGAAGAACUGGAGUGCACAGUGUCUGCCUCUGGUGAUAAUGAUUGGAAACAGCUUCAGUGGCAUAAGGGAGAGGACGAUCGAGAGAGAGUUCAAGCGGGACUACAGCUACAUCAGUGAGGCUGUGGAUUUGUGUGAGGAGAGACAGCUGCCCUGUCCUUCUCGUCUGAUUGACGUCUUCAGUGAUACAUCAGUCAUCACCUUUCCUUCCAGCAGCCUGAACACACUCCCACAGUCUACAUGGGCAGAGACGCCCGAACCACAAUACCAACACUGCCCUGAUUUGGAGAUUAUACUGAAGCAAACACAGAGCUGAGACAGAGGAUGGACGAUAGUGGACAUGUUUUUAUUGUUAACAUUGAUAUAACCAGGCUGUA
Stegastes partitus (bicolor damselfish) is the source of this 1070-nucleotide messenger RNA. RefSeq names its product SRR1 domain containing (gene srrd). Bases 134 to 1009 code for a protein of 291 amino acids. NCBI's taxonomy places the organism in Eukaryota, Metazoa, Chordata, Actinopteri, Pomacentridae. The transcript has 6 exons. Gene Ontology annotation, cellular component: nucleus; cytoplasm. The record is from RefSeq and is a predicted model, not a curated record.